Molecule: messenger RNA, 2420 nt
Organism: Myxozyma melibiosi
Lineage: Eukaryota; Fungi; Ascomycota; Lipomycetes; Lipomycetales; Lipomycetaceae
Product: origin recognition complex subunit 3 N-terminus-domain-containing protein
Exons: 4
Coding region: 202-2403 (733 amino acids)
Biological process (GO): DNA replication initiation; DNA replication
Cellular component (GO): nuclear pre-replicative complex; DNA replication preinitiation complex; nuclear origin of replication recognition complex
Molecular function (GO): DNA replication origin binding
Source: RefSeq, a predicted model, not a curated record
AUUUUCCGAUAAUUUCUUAAACCUGCUCGGAGGAGUUUAAAGCUGUGGCUGACGUGGCUGGUGACAGAGCCACAGCCGACAUCAAUUUGACCCCUGGAUUGCCUGUGUAGUUCUUCGUGAAGAGCUCUUUGCCGCAAUUGAUCUAUAUUUGCUCAGUGUAUGGGAUUAUAGGUCGUCGAGAGGCUUUGUUUUGGAGAUAUAAUGGAGUCUGAACGACAGACACCGAGGAAGAGGACUCGCGAGGAGAUAUCAGGAUCUGAAGAACUGGUCUCUGAUCGCGACGCGCACAAGACAUGUUAUGUGAUUGAGCCCAAAAACAAAAGAUCCAGAAAUAGACCGCGCCGAUGUCCUUUCAUCCCACUCAACGACUCGGUCCCCGAGGACCCCGCGCACGUCAACGGCCGCUGGACGACAUACACUGCACUGAUGCCCAAGAUCCACUCGCGGAUCUCCAGCAUCCUCGAGAACUCAGACAAAAAGACGGUGGAUAAAGUCAUAAACUUUGUCUUGCAAACACCGGCAUAUGAGGAGGACGAGUACACGCAGUUACCUGUGGGCUUGAUUCUCGCGGGCGUCAACAUCUCUGAUCAUAAUCGACUGUUCAGUAACCUGACGUCUAAAAUCGAGGACUCGCAGGACGGCAGGAUAACGACAGUCAACGUGACCUCACGAGACGUGUCGAACGCGCGGGAGUUUACAAAGAAAAUCAUAAGCGAGACGAUGAAGCUGCAACCCACCGUCGACGAUGCGGCAGAUGAGAUCACGGCGCCGAUCGGGAGUAGUAGCGCUGCUGCUGCUGCUGGUACCCGCGUAACGACGGGGUCAGAAAGUAGUGAUAAGCGGUUGAGUUUUGAUCUUGGCAGGUUGGUGGAUUGGUAUAAGACGCAGCCGAGUCUUGAGAAGAUUGUCGUCGUGGUUCAGGAUGCUGAUGGGCUUGAUAAUAACUUGCUCCCAGAGGCGAUCCGGAUACUCCACGUUUACCGCAAACAACUCCCUUUCGUCCUUCUCCUCGGAAUCGCGACAACUCUUCCGAUAUUCAACACCAAGAUCCCAAAAUUCACAAUGCGCCUGAUCGACAUCGAGUGCUUCGACGUGCUACAGUCGGAGCACAGUCUGACGCAGUUCAUAGACCAUGUCCUGCUGGCUGAGGAUAUGCCGGUUGUACUUGGACCCCGCGUUUUCAGAGCGGUUGUGAAGCGGUAUCUGAAUAAUACGAAAGAUAUGGAUACGUUUAUAUCCGCCGUUCAGUACGCUGUAAUGGCGCAUUUCUUUGCAAACCCACUCAGCAUCCUGAUUGAUACCCCCCUCAACAUUUCAAAAUCCGACCCGCACAUGUUAGCCCUUCGCAGCCUCCCUUCGUUUCGCAAUUACAUCAACAAAAACGUCAAGGAACUCCAAGACGAGUCACCAUCGGCCAAGACCACAGAGGACAUCAACUAUAAUCGCACGAGGAUCAAUUCUGUACGCGACAUACUAACCGACUCACUCGAGCUAUUCAAGUUCUUUGAAGACCAAAGAACGACGCUGUUUGACAAGUUGAAGAGGAAACUUGAGGUUAUGAAGAUUCUCGCGAUCUUGCAGGACGUAAACGAGAUCUUCACUAGCACGAACGUGAAGCGCGGUCGCGCGGAAUUAUACGCAGACGUGCUGUCUGGCAAGCUCAGAGACUCUGCAUUUUUAGAAGAGCUUCUCGAAAUCACUACGAGUAUGAGCGCAGACACGGUCGAGAAGCUCGCGCGCAUGAUCGACGAGACUUUUAGCGACGGCUCUUCUGUCCGACGCAUGAAAGAAAACUGGAACAUUGCAGACUUUUCCGGAAACUCGCAGCACGGACUUUUACUCGAAAACAUAUCUAUCUCAUUGCGCGAGUUCAUCUACGACAAUCUCGAGCCGUUGUCGAAGAUUCCGUUUAGCGAGGUAUUCAUCUUUGACGCGCCGUCUCUGUAUCAGAACGUGUUCACGCCGCUUUAUCGCGAGACGAUUGAGAAAGCCUUGAGGCAGCCGACUUUCUAUCUCGGAGAGCCGGAUGCGCCGGAGGAGGGCGUUGCUACGCUUGAGAAGCCGGUCGUAUGCACAGGGUACUCGUUGUACAAAGAGUCAGGCUCGUUGAUCAAUACUUAUGAUUUCUGGACGGCGUUCCAUCAGACCAUCGCUGGCGAGCACAACCAGGACGCCGAAGACCACGACACGGACGAAGUGCUACCAGCAUUAGAGGGUGAAGAGACAGACCAGCAGCAAGAGGACAUCAGGAGAUUCAGCAAAGCCCAGACUGUAGCAUGGUUCUACAAAGCCGUGAACGAGCUGCGGUAUUUAGGAUUUAUAAGAGAGUCUACGUCGCGAAAGGGGCCUGUGAGUAAGAAUGCGGUCGGUGUAUUACAGAAACUGGAGUGGGAUGGACUAUGAGCAUGUACUAUUACGGA